AUGGGUGUGGAGGAGUCUGUCUACCUGGCAAAGCUUGCCGAGCAAGCUGAGCGAUAUGAAGAAAUGGUUGAGAACAUGAAGGUCGUUGCUUCUGCAGACCAGGAACUCUCUGUGGAAGAGCGAAAUCUUCUGUCUGUUGCCUACAAGAACGUCAUUGGUGCUCGCCGUGCCUCCUGGAGAAUUGUCACAUCCAUCGAGCAGAAGGAAGAAUCGAAAGGCAAUGAGGCUCAAGUCAAGCUCAUCAAGGAGUACCGCCAAACGAUCGAGAAGGAACUUGGCAAGAUUUGCGAAGACAUACUUGAAGUCCUUGACAAGCAUUUGAUUGCUUCUGCUCAAACCGGCGAAUCCAAGGUCUUCUAUCACAAGAUGAAGGGUGAUUAUCAUCGCUACCUCGCCGAAUUCGCGACCGCCGAUAAGCGAAAGGAAUCUGCCGACAAGUCCUUGGAGGCUUACAAGGCUGCUACCGAGGUUGCCCAAACCGAUCUCGCUCCCACUCACCCCAUCAGACUUGGUCUCGCCCUGAACUUCUCAGUCUUCUAUUACGAGAUCCUCAACUCUCCUGACCAAGCUUGCCAUCUUGCCAAGCAAGCCUUCGAUGAUGCUAUUGCCGAGCUUGAUACUCUCAGCGAGGAAAGCUACAAGGAUUCCACACUCAUCAUGCAACUGUUGAGAGACAACUUGACUCUCUGGACCUCAUCUGAGGCGGAGCCACAGGAAGCUGCGGGUCAAUCGAGCGAGCAGCCCAAGGCAACUGACGACACUGCUGCGCCAGAGCCUACCGCCGACAAGGCCGAGUAA
Messenger RNA from Exophiala aquamarina CBS 119918, 798 nucleotides. RefSeq names its product 14-3-3 family protein. The transcript is spliced from 4 exons. The coding region runs from base 1 to 798 and encodes 265 amino acids. Gene Ontology annotation, cellular component: cytoplasm. Gene Ontology annotation, biological process: signal transduction. The record is from RefSeq and is a predicted model, not a curated record. NCBI's taxonomy places the organism in Eukaryota, Fungi, Ascomycota, Eurotiomycetes, Chaetothyriales, Herpotrichiellaceae.